Molecule: messenger RNA, 2506 nt
Organism: Salmo salar (Atlantic salmon)
Lineage: Eukaryota; Metazoa; Chordata; Actinopteri; Salmoniformes; Salmonidae
Product: IQ domain-containing protein K
Source: RefSeq, a predicted model, not a curated record
GAACUGAUGAGUAGGAUUUUGUUAUCACACGCUUUCACAAAAUCUAUUGUUUUUGAUAAAAAUGCUUUAUCUGCCUUCUCAAUGAAAACUAGUUAAAUUCAAACAUGUAUUUUAUGGAAAAUAUAUGUUGCCGUGCUGCCUUGUUGACAACAUGACUGAGCGGCUCAGAUUACUGUUUGAUUUGAGAGGGCGCGCCUCCCUCCCCGCUUUCGCCAGAUGAUGAUACAACCCGAGCCAACGUAAUAAACAUUUGGUUCCGUCUGUCUGAGUCAGCUGUAGCUGGUCCCCUCCAGUGGCUGACGUGGGAUAUUUUCUUUUAGGAACAGCCCCUGCUUGUUUGCCAUUGGUUUCUUUUAAAGACUUGUUGUGCCAUUAUACGUAUUUUCUAAUGGUGUUUAAAACUCGUUUUUUUUGGGCUAAGAGAAAUGUGUUCUUCAUCAAAAAUAUUAUUCGUAUUUAUUUUAAAACCGGAAGUACGAAGAUACGUUUUUCCUUGACAACCAGCGAUGCGUUCUUAGCGACUGCCUCAGAAUGGCAAAAAUGAUUGGUGCUAAGAAAUCAUUGUGGCAACAAGUCUGUGAAGAAUAUGAGUCGGAGCAGCCCAGUCCACCCAGCGCUGCUUGGACAGACAGUGGUUCAGUGAGCACUCAUGUCUCCCAGUACAGCGCCAGCAAGCACUCUCCUGUCUUCUAUGGUCUCAUGGCAGCUAAGGUUGUUGUGGAUGAUGAUCCUGUGAAGCAUGUUGACCCUCUUCUGAGCCACCCUGCCCUUGCUGGAUACUCUGCCUUGGACAAACCUCCAUCCUUCUGUCACAGACAGCCUCUGACCACACACCUUGCAACCACUCCCCAGCUCCAUCAACGCCCAAUCACCCAGUUCCUGGAGGGGUCCGUGUUCCCAGUGCUACUGCCUGGACUGGAGGCUAUGCUGAGAGAGGCCCAGAGACAACACUGCCUGGAGGUACUGGCACUAGGCCUAUAUCACACAAUAACACUAACAUGAUAUAAUGGCAAUUUACUAGAUAUCAAUGUGGCCCUGCAGAACACUACAGACCACCAAACUACAAUACACUACAGUAUUUUAAUAGUUUGCUUCCCCUGACUACUACAUAAACAACUUUGAAUUAUAGAGUGACAUGAUGUAUGAUCACCUCUUCUGAAAUAUUGUCUCUAACAUGUGAUGAAUCCCGACACCCAAAACUAGUACUAGGACUCAUUUAAUCCGACUUCAAGCACUGAUUAUACUAUGAUAAUGAUGAUUAUACUGUAUCCUACUUCUGUAGAGCUCUGCAGAUUAUUACACUACAGUAACACUGUGAUCCUUUUACCUGUUUAAGAGGAAAAUAACAGCAUUCAAUGCUUGUGACUUCCUAACUGAGUGGCUGUACAAGUAAGACUGCCUGCAUGCCCCCUUUGCUCUUCCAUUCUCAGUUGAUUUAGUAAAAAUCUUUGACAAUGUCUCUGAACUUUCUGCCACCUCUUUAUCUUCUGAGUGCUAAGCCAUUGCUUUUACCAUUUGAAAAAGGUCUGUCUCUAAAAAUGGAUUGGUGUUACGCAACUAAGACUGUAGUUUGUCUUUGUGUGAAACUAAGCUUAAUAUUCUGUCUGCUACGGUCUGUUCCAAAGCCUUUUCUUCUCUCUCACUGCAGUCGGAACCCCACCCGGCAGGGACAGGCCCCUGUGGACUUCCAUGAGAUCCCAUUUGUCAAGGACUGGCUCAGAAUACAUCCCAGGCCUCCCAUCCCUCUCUCCCUACUGCUGUCAGACCAGCAGGCUGCUGUUCUCAUCCAGUCCUUCUGGCGGGGCUAUACCGUGCGGGCCCGUGCAGAUGUGCAGGAGCUGCGCCAGUGGCAGAGGGAGCUUAGAGAGGAUAAAACAGUCCAAGAUUUCUGGGCUCACCAGGAGAGCCAGGUGAGCUCGGCCCUCAAUGACCUCAGGGGGGACUCUACCACCCCUCAGACCCCUCAGCCCGGCGGUGGGUACUCCAACUCAGACGUGUCCAUCCAGGUGGUCUCCCCCACCCCCCAGAGCACCGUGGUCCACACCCCCACCUCCCAGAUGAGUCCUGAGAGCACCGAGUCGCUGACCCCCAGCCUGCAGGGAGUAGAGGAGCUGACCAGGGAGGAGAGGACACUAACUGACUCACUGACCCUGCCCGAGGCUGCUGCUGCUGCCGCCGCGGCUUUAGCCACUGCUAUGAAUACCUUUUCCCCAUCCUUAGGGAGCCACUGAAAGGCCAUAGAGGCUGAGGCAAUGUGUGUCCCAAAUGGCACCCUAUUCCCAAUACCAGAGCUGCCAAAUCCUGGUCUGAAAAUACAGUGGCUUGCGAAAGUAUUCACCCCCUUGGCAUUUUUCCUAUUUUGUUGCCUUACAACCUGGAAUUAAAAUAGAUUUUUUGGGGGGUUUGUAUCAUUUGAUUUACACAACAUGCCUACCACUUUAAAGAUGGAAAAUAUUUUUUAUUCUGAAACAAACAAGAAAUAAGACAAAAAAACUUUUGCAUAACU